UUACGUUUUAACGGUGUCAAGCCGUUAGAAAAGUGUUUCCUGACAUUUUAGUCGUGAAAAUGUUGUCCAAAGCCUCGAGAAAGACUUCUGAAGCCUCAAUCACUGUCGAAAAGUAUCACUUUUGGGUUUUGGAGGGAUGAGAGAGGAUAAUUGAUUUUGAAGAAUGACGGGAACUGACAUUGAAGGGAUGGACAAGACUGGUGUCGACGAGCGAAAUUCCAUCAUUCAGGAGUACGAGGCCAUUGUGGAGAGUCUUCAGGCGGACUUGAAGAACUGCAAGGAAGAACAAAUUCGUCUCCGAGGAGAAGUCGAAUCCCUCCAAAAGGAGAACCGAACCGCCGCAGAAGUAGCUCGAACCUCGUUCUCCCACUUCAACAACGCCGAGUGUCCCAGGAACCUCGACGACAAAGAAUGUGUCGACAAUCUAAAAAAACAAAUAGCACUGAUACAGCUGGAGCGGGACUCCAUGUUCCAACUCUGGCAGAUGGCCUUGAAGACAGUGGAGACCCUCGAGAAUGAGAUAAAAACCUCUCACAACGACGUGACGGCCCACAGAUACUACGAGGAGCAGGUGAACCACGUCAAGGAGACCUACUCAGAGGCCAUCAAAGCUCUAGAAUCAAAACUAAUCCAAGCAAAAGAGAACUUCGUCAAGCAUCAAACGUUGUGGGAGUCCUGCAGGGAACGAGUUGAAUUCCUCAACCAGGAAAAAUCAGAACUCGAGAGAAAAAUCCAGAACCUUCAGAACGACCUUUUGAUGAAGGAAGAGACCCACAAGAAAAUUCUGGAGCACCUGAACUCAAAUUUAGAAGAAGCAAAGAGAGAAUUGGAGGUCAACAAAAACUCCCAACAGAAAUUAGAGACUGAAUUAGUUGAGACUCGAUGUCUAGCCACAAGGAUGGCGACUAAGGAUCAGGAAUCAAAAGCUAAAGUUGCUGAAGCGAUUGUUCUGGUGGAAACAGCUAUGAGGGAAAAAGAGAUGAUAAUGCAGAGAGAAGCAGCUGUUUUGGAGGAGAAGUCGAAACUAGAAUCUCAUUUGACGAAUAUUGCAGAAGAGUUUGCCAUGAAACUCGAGAGGGAAUUGUCAGAGUGCAAAGAGACUUUUGAGAUGAAUUGUAAAAAGUACUCGUUGGAGAUUAAGGAGUUGAAGUCAGAGUUGAGGGAGAAGGUGACUCUUCUCGAUCGAGCCCAGAGGGAAAUUCAGAUGCUGGAGGAGGAGAUGGAGAAGAGAAAGCAUGGGAGUGAGGACUUCCUGCAUCGAUCGUCCUCCAAAGUUCUUGAACUGGAGCAAAAACUGAAGGAUUCGGAGGAGAAAUUGAUGAUCUGUGAGGAGACGAAUAGAAGAAAGUUUGAGGAGAAGAUCAGAAUGUCUGAGAGUCGAAUUCUUGAGCUCGAAGAGAAGUUAUCGAAUGUCAAUGUCAGGCUGAGGAAUAGUCAGUUGUUUGGGAGUAGGGAGAUGGAGGAGAAGAUCAGGGAGGCUGAUGAGAGGGUGAAAGAAGCUAUGGAGCGGUACUCUGGGGUUGAGAAGAGACUGACGAGGGCUUUGGAUGAGAGGGAGAAUGUCGCUAGUGAGCUGAGGUCCCUGCAGAUUACUUUUGACAGGGAGAUCUCGAGGAGGGAGAACGAGAGGAGAUUGCUGGAGGGGAGAAUCAGAGAGUUGCAGGAAGAUGUGAGGAAUGCUAAUGAUGUAGCUGACAAGGCUGAGUUGAGGGCUAGUCAGUUGAAUUUACAGGUGGAGAAUUUGCAGAGAGAGUUGGAGGGACGAAAGAGUCAAAUAAUUGACAAAAAUGAAGAUAUUGAGGUAGUUAUUAAAGAUAAAUCAUCGAAUUUAAGUAUUCUCCGAGAGAAAUAUGAAGAGAGAAUUGCAGAAUUGACGAAGCAUGUGAAAAUUCAUCAAAAAUUAUCAAACAAGUGGAAGGAAGAGGCUCAGUCCCUGGCAAAUAAAUUCCAGGUUCGAUUCAAAGAGCUCAAAUCCAAGGUCCACUCGUUACAGAAGGAGAACGAGCAAUUAAACAAUGAAUUACUCAUGUGUCGUCAACAGGUGGCUCACUGCAGAGCUCAAGUGAUGCAGAGCUUCGAUGAUGAUUUCAGAUGACGACGUCGAGUUAGGAUUAUCACAAUUAAUAGCACAGUGUGCAGCGUACCUGUAAAUACAAAACAAAUCAUAAUUACACCAAACAACAAAUCGAAUAAACGAAUAAAGCAAUUGAA
Messenger RNA from Diachasma alloeum, 2211 nucleotides. RefSeq names its product golgin subfamily A member 6-like protein 6. Gene Ontology annotation, cellular component: centriole. Bases 164 to 2095 code for a protein of 643 amino acids. The transcript has 6 exons. NCBI's taxonomy places the organism in Eukaryota, Metazoa, Arthropoda, Insecta, Hymenoptera, Braconidae. The record is from RefSeq and is a predicted model, not a curated record. Gene Ontology annotation, biological process: cilium assembly; clustering of voltage-gated sodium channels.